Messenger RNA from Oxyura jamaicensis (ruddy duck), 3096 nucleotides. RefSeq names its product RAB29, member RAS oncogene family (gene RAB29). Gene Ontology annotation, biological process: vesicle-mediated transport. NCBI's taxonomy places the organism in Eukaryota, Metazoa, Chordata, Aves, Anseriformes, Anatidae. Bases 4 to 651 code for a protein of 215 amino acids. Gene Ontology annotation, cellular component: vesicle; Golgi apparatus; trans-Golgi network. The record is from RefSeq and is a predicted model, not a curated record. Gene Ontology annotation, molecular function: GTP binding; GTPase activity. The transcript is spliced from 5 exons.
CACAUGAUCGCAGCGAGCGGCUGCGGGGCCGGGAUGGGGCACCGCGACCACAUGUUCAAGGUGCUGGUGGUGGGGGACGCCACGGUGGGGAAGACGUCGCUGGUGCAGCGCUACGCCAACGACAGCUUCAACCGGCACUACAAGUCCACCGUGGGAGUGGAUUUUGCUCUGAAGGUGGUCCAGUGGUCAGAGUCGGAGACAGUGCGACUUCAGCUCUGGGACAUUGCAGGGCAGGAACGCUUCACGUCAAUGACGCGGCUGUACUACAGGGAGGCAUCUGCCUGCAUCAUCAUGUUCGACGUCACCAACGUCAGCACCUUCAGCAACAGCCAGAAGUGGAAGCAGGAUCUGGACAGCAAGCUGACGCUGCCAGAUGGGAACCCUGUGCCCUGCCUGCUGCUGGCUAACAAAUGCGACCUUUCUCCAUGGGCAGUGACGAGAGAAGAAGUGGAUCGCUUCAGCAAAGAAAAUGGCUUUUCUGGCUGGGUGGAGACGUCUGUCAAGGAAAACAAGAACAUUAAUGAGGCCAUGAGAGUCCUGAUCGAAAAGAUGAUGUCCUCGUCCACCCGUGAUGGAAGUUCCCCUGCUUCUGGGAGUGGGGAUUAUAUUAACAUAAAAGAAUCAUCCCCACCAGGCUGGGCUUGCUGUUAGGUGCACUGACUACACCAUCUGCUUGGGUCUAGCAGCAAUGUCUUUUUAUUCUUUUUUGUAUUUUUUAUUUUUUCAAAGCAGCUCUCACUUUUUUUUGUUGUUGUUUUUUUACGUGAUAGCGAACUGUCUUCUCCUUAGUGCAUAUUCAUGCUCGGUAAAGCAUUGCCGCAAUGACUUGGAGUGAGAAGUGGACGGCUGAGAACAGGAUUCCUCUUUCUUCUCAUGUAGCACCAACUGGAAGCUCUGCCGCUGGUAAUAUAGCACAGCCUGUGUUCAAGCACAUGGCUUGGAUUAAUACUUUUUAAAUUUCGAGCACUUAUCUUCAUCUUCUCACAUGUGACGACCUGUCCCGGGCAGGAUGAAGGAUGUGGAAAGUCUAUUUUUAAUAUCGCUGCACCUUUUAUUCCCCACAACCCCCACCCACUAUACACGGUGGCACCACUCCAAAGCGUUACGGUGCCCUUUAUUUCAUGUACACGAUGUUCACGCGGUCUCUCUGUGCCUGCGGAUUCCCAGUGUGGGAUUGCAGCAAACUCCUUACUUCGUGCUGUGGAACUACGUACCUCUGCCGGCACGUCGCGGAGAGACCAACGCACCUCAGCCUUGUCGCCAACUGUCCUUAAGAUGUGAAGCCAGAUGUGGGUUAUGACGCUGUCCCACUUUGUGAGAUGUGUAAAAAUAACCGGUGUGCGAAUUGAGAAUUUAUGCAGCACAGCCCUUACUCACGUGUACACCAACCGGGGGGCUGAGAGCACAGACCUCGACUUUGUGCCAAGAAUUGCCCAGUUGCCUUCUGUUCGUUCAUUCUCGCUCACCCUCUGUCUAGCACAAUCCUACGUAUUCUGUUCUGCUGCCACUUUAUUAGGGCACUGAGAGCUGAAUGAGGAAUAGGUUGUAAACUCCUUUGUAUGACAGAACAACAGUUCUUUUCACUUUUAGAACACCCUGUAUCCUACAAUCUCGAAUAGCUUUGCAAUUGCUGAUGAAUUGCCUUCCCACAAUUAUUCCGUAGCGAUGAGUGAGUUUGGUAGCAGGGAUGGUGCUGGAAACACAGCUCUCUGAAAGCCCACCUGCUGGUUUUAGUGGUCCAAGGGGGAAGCAAAGGAGAAGACUUUGCAGGGCAAAAGGAAAUGAAGAGAACCGCUCCCUACUUGCCUUUUGAUGCCCGCUUUUCCUAGCACGUCCCCCAGGUAUUUGCUGUUGUUGAGAACGGUUCUUGCCAACAACAACAACAAAAAAAUGGCUAAAAGCACACUAGAGGAGUUAUUAGGAACCUCAGUCUGCAAGGCUGCCGUUACGUAGCAUUGUAUGCACUUUAUGUAAGCGUGCUAUGCCAUAGAAUUGUCUUGCCUGGGUUUUGGGUUAGGAUUUAAACAAGUGCUCUUCAAUGUCUUCCCUUCCCUAGCAGUUUAAAUAAGCAGAGUGCUGAGAGAUGAAAAUAUUGCAAGACUUUCCCUUCAGAGCAUAAUUUGAAAACAGGACAAUAAAUCGGUUUGUCCUGAUUCACGCUCAUUUGGGACUGAUUUUCUUUGGCAAGGUAUUCCUGUCUGUCUUUUCUUACCCUAUAUAAUCUAUGGAGGCAGAAGGCAGUGAGAACAGGAACGGAUUACCUUCACUGAGCACAAAAGAAUGCUGAAUUUUUGUUAUCUGGACUUGAGAAGGACGGGAAAACAGUAAGGGCUAUGAAAUUUAGGCCUAAUGUUGUGUUAUGACUAUUUCAUUAGAAGUUAAAGUAGCUGUGGUAGGAUUCUGUUGUGCAAAAAUUGACAAAUAAGGAUUUUUUUAAUCAUCCUAUCAGUAUUUUUAGUCCUCUAUGAAAAAUGGGGGAAAGGGUCUAAUUUUUAAAAAGAUACAUCACGAAGCUGUUAAUAUUCGUGUGUUAUUUAUUGAUUUCUGUACGUGCACCCCGAAGUGUUUGAGCAAAGAGGUCAAGUGUUAGAGCCGCCUUAAUGGAUGAAGAAAUCGAGACAGUGCAAGUCUCUGCCCAGGACCAACCAACUACUCAAGUCAGUAAAAGCUUGGAAAUGAACAGGAAUUUAGUAACAUCGGUUUCACUGGCUUACUUAUACCUUUUGUAUACCGGUUUGUUACAUACCAGUGUCUCUUUAGUAUCUGGACUUCUAAUUUUUUCAUAAGUGCCUCUCAGAAACAAGCAAAAAACCGAAGGAAGAGCUUUUAUGAUUUUAUUAUACAUAAUUUCUGCUGGGCCCAGAGGUUUCCAGUACCAGUGUGUGCCUUGGCGGUUUGUUUGUUGUUUUUUUUUCCCCACACUGCUUGUUAACAUCUUAAUAGACACAGCAGACAAGUAAGUGUAGAAAACCGAGCCUGCACAACAGAAACGGUCGUUACUUGAGAUCGCUACAAAAACCCAGCCAGACAGGAAAACGAUUUUACUGUGCAGAUGUGUGUUUUUUUUCAGUUUGCUCUGUGGCACAUAAGCUACUU